GGGAAGAACUUCCCCCCUCGGAGCGAGCCCUUUUUCAUGAUUUGCAUCUCUCCUCAGCUCGUACGUUUCAAUGUCUAAUACGAGAACAUGACAGUCAAUAACUUCUCAGAUUCGCCCUGAAGCCGACCAUUUCAAAUCGCCAACCCCAUCCACUAUGGCUUCCGUCGGCUCUCAUGCCUCCAAACCCCUAAAGGCAGUUUCAGACGAGCGCGACCCCUUUGCCAGGAUUUCCUCUUCCUCUUCCUCCUCCUCCCCUUCUUCUUCUUCUUCCGUUUUUUACAAGCUUCUGGUCAUCCGCUCUGUCAAUGCGUACUGGCUUCUCACCUUUUUCCAGCCCGAUGAGUACUUCCAGGCCCUCGAGCCUGCCUGGCAGAGGGCCUUUGGUGAUGCCAGCGCCGCCUGGUUGACCUGGGAAUGGAGACUUCAACUGCGCUCAUCCCUUCAUCCAGCCCUCUUCGCCGCCGUCUACUGGAUCGCCGACGCCUUCACUAGGUUAAUCCCGUCUGCGCUGGCCGUGCAACUGAGACCAUCUAUUCUUAUAGCCGCCCCGAAGGUGCUUCAAGUCGUAUCUGCCGCUGCCAGCGAUUGGUACGCUUGGCAGCUAGCUGCCAAGUUGUACGGCCUCAACUCUACAAGUUCCUGGUUUGCUCUUUUCUUGAGCAUAUGUAGCCCCUUUCAGUGGUUCUGCUCCACCAGGACCUUCUCCAACUCCCUCGAGACUACACUCACCAUCAUGGCCCUCUACUACUGGCCCUGGGAGCUAUUCGGUGAACGGGAAGCUGUUAAAGAGAAUCCUAAGGCUUCCGUGUUGUCCAGGUUGUCUUCUCACCCGUCGUCUUCUUCAACGGGGUUGCGGCUUAUAAACAGUCUGCGAUUCUCUCUUAUCCUAGCCGCGUUUGCUGUUGUCCUCCGUCCUACCAACCUUCUACUUUGGCUCACUAUACUCAUCACCACCCUCAUUACCUCCAGCUCCAAGCCAUCAGCCAUCAACCGGACCGUCCUCCUUGAACUCACCCGCGAAGUCAUUCUCUGCGGCUCUCUCGUUCUCACCGUCUCCCUCAUAUCUGAUCGCCUCUGGUUUGGCGAGUGGACAUUCCCCCCGUACACGUGGCUCUAUUUCAACAUCUCCCGCUCUCUCGCCGUCUUCUACGGCCGCAAUGAUUGGCACUACUACCUCUCCCAGGGCAUCCCCCUCCUCAGCAUCGCCGCCCUCCCUUUCGUCCUCGCUGCACUUUACAGAAUCCCAAAGGCUGGCUCCCGAGCUCCGGACCUGGCCCUGCGCACCCUCGCCGCCGCCGUGUACGCCAUGAUCACCGCCCUCUCACUCAUCUCCCACAAGGAAGUCCGCUUCAUCUACCCGCUCCUUCCGAUCCUCCACGUCCUCGCCGCCUCCUACGCCGCCGCCUUCUUCACCCGGCCAGCCCCGAACCGGGCGUCCGCCGCCUCUUCCGAACCUGCAUCCCGUCCCCAAUUCCGCCGCAAGGGCCUCCUCACAGCCGCUCUCGCUCUCAACAUCUCUCUAGCCGCUUUCCUAUCUCUGGGCCACCAGCCCGCACCUUUGAACGUCCUCACAUUCCUCCGGCGCGAAUUCGAGCGCCUCCAUCCCGCCGAAGCUCAAGCCCUGCCGCCGUUUACCGCAGAAGAUCAGGAUCGCCGCGACGCAGAAGAAGUCGAGCUCUUCGCCCUCUUUCUCACCCCCUGCCACUCCACGCCCUGGCGCUCCCACCUCGUCCACCCGGCCCUCCACGCCCGCGCCCUGACUUGCGAACCCCCCCUGCACACGAGCCCCGACACGCCCGAGCGCGACUCGUACCGCGACGAAGCGGACCGCUUCUACGAUGACCCCGUCGGCUUCCUGGGGCGGGAACUCUGGCCGUCGCAGAAGGAGUGGUCUGACGGCGAGGCAGUGCGCCCUGAACGGAUCCCGCGCUUCAUCGUCGGAUUUGAGGGCAUCGAGCCGUGGCUAGACGAGUUUUUCGCUCGCGGUCCAGGAGCCGGGUUUGGCGUGCAUUUGAAGAGGGUGUGGGAGGGAUGGAACGGCUUUUUUAACGAGGACUGGAGGAGGCGAGGCAAGUUGGUCGUCUGGGAUACAGGCGUGUAUGCCGAUUGAUUCUGCUCGAGUUAACCCUAACCUCAUUGCGUAUGGGAAACGGUGAAAAAGCUGUGAAAUACGGACUAUUGUA
Messenger RNA from Sodiomyces alkalinus F11, 2183 nucleotides. RefSeq lists its product as hypothetical. Bases 155 to 2110 code for a protein of 651 amino acids. Gene Ontology annotation, cellular component: endoplasmic reticulum membrane. Gene Ontology annotation, molecular function: alpha-1,2-mannosyltransferase activity. The record is from RefSeq and is a predicted model, not a curated record. Lineage: Eukaryota; Fungi; Ascomycota; Sordariomycetes; Glomerellales; Plectosphaerellaceae. Gene Ontology annotation, biological process: GPI anchor biosynthetic process. The transcript has 4 exons.